AAUAUUUAUGAGUAGAAUCAUUCCUACAUAAGUAUUCAUAAAAAAACGUUUAUGAGCAAAAAUGCUUUAUAUGAAAGUACUCCUAGACUCGCCCUAAGUAAAGCGUUUUUCGGUCCGCAUUUUCAAAUGUUGUGUCAGGCAUAUAAAAUAUUUGUAUUGGUAUGGUACUAAUGGUCUUAUGAUCUAAUGUUUUUUUUCAUUGUGUUUUUGAAUAUUCGGUUCAGUGGUUGCAGAGGAAUAACCAACCGAGAGGGCUAUAAACAUGGAAUCUGAAGGUACACCAUAUGCACCAAAGAGCAUCCUCAUAACAGGAGCAGCAGGAUUCAUAGGCAGCCACGUGACCAAUCGCCUAAUAAAAAACUAUCCCAGCUACAAAAUCGUUGCUCUUGACAAGAUAGACUACUGCUCUAGCUUCAAGAACCUUAGGCCUUGUCGUUCCUCCCCGAAUUUCAAGUUUGUCAAGGGAGACAUUGCCUGUGCUGAUCUCAUAAACCAUCUCCUGAUUGCCGAUGAGAUCGACACCAUAAUGCACUUCGCCGCACAAACCCACGUGGACAAUUCGUUCGGAAACUCGUUCGAGUUCACCAACAACAAUGUCUACGGCACUCACGUCCUCCUCGAAGCAUGCAAGGUCACGCAGCGAGUGAAGCGCUUCAUUCAUGUGAGUACUGAUGAAGUUUAUGGAGAGACGGAUAUGGAGACCAAUAUUGGAAACCCUGAGGCCUCUCAGCUCCUCCCUACAAACCCUUACUCAGCCACAAAAGCUGGGGCUGAAAUGUUGGUCAUGGCAUACCACAGAUCCUACGGUUUGCCAACAAUAACAACUAGAAGCAACAAUGUGUACGGACCCCACCAGUAUCCAGAAAAGCUUAUCCCAAAAUUUAGCCUUCUUGCAAUGAAAGGUGAGAAAUUACCAAUCCAUGGGAAUGGAUCAAAUGUGAGAAGCUAUUUGUAUUGUGAUGACGUGGCUGAGGCAUUUGAUGUGAUACUUCACAAGGGAGUGAUAGGGCAUGUUUACAACAUUGGCACCAAAAAAGAGAGGUCAGUUUUGAACGUGGCAGAAGAUAUUUGCAAAAUGAUUGGUUUGAAUUCAAAGGAAGCUAUAACUUUUGUGCAAGAUAGGCCUUUCAAUGACCAAAGGUACUUUUUGGAUGAUCAAAAAUUGAAAAGGCUAGGGUGGGAUGUGAGGACUAGUUGGGAGGAAGGGCUGAAGCUGACGACAGAAUGGUACACGAAGCACGCGGAUUGGUGGGGUGAUGUGUCUGCUGCACUUCACCCACACCCAAGUUUCGCAGUGAUUAGCCGACCGAAUGAUGAUUCUUGGUUCUUCGAAUAUGGGUUCACAAGGCUGUCGAGAACAUGCAAUGAGGGUAGCAAUAGUUCUGAAUUGAAGUUUUUGAUAUAUGGAAGGACUGGAUGGAUUGGAGGGUUGUUGGGGAAGCUUUGUAAGGGUGAAGGAAUUGAGUUUGAGUAUGGGAAAGGACGACUUGAGGAUAGGAAGUCUCUGCUGGAGGACAUCACAAGAGUACAACCAACCCAUGUGUUCAAUGCUGCUGGAGUUACUGGGCGGCCAAACGUUGAUUGGUGUGAAUCUCACAAGGCGCAAACAAUUCGGACUAAUGUAGCUGGCACGCUUAAUUUGGCUGAUGUUUGCAAGGAUCAAGGUCUGUUGAUGAUGAAUUUUGCGACCGGAUGCAUUUUUGAGUAUGACAAGGAGCAUCCCCUAGGAUCUGGUAUUGGAUUCAAGGAGGAGGACAACCCUAAUUUCACCGGUUCCUUCUAUUCGAAGACCAAAGCCAUGGUGGAGGAGCUGUUGAAGGAAUAUGACAAGGUGUGCACCCUCAGAGUGAGAAUGCCAAUAUCAUCAGACCUCAGCAACCCUAGAAACUUCAUCACAAAGAUAGCGCGCAACGACAAGGUUGUGAACAUUCCCAACAGCAUGACAGUCCUAGAUGAGCUCCUACCGAUCUCCAUUGAGAUGGCUCGGAGGAACUGCAGAGGAAUAUGGAACUUCACCAACCCAGGAGUCAUAAGCCACAACGAGAUCCUAGAGAUGUACAGGGAUUACAUUGAUCCAAAGUUCAAGUGGCAAAAUUUUGACCUAGAAGAACAGGCCAAGGUGAUUGUCACGCCAAGGAGCAACAACGAAUUGGAUGCUUCAAAGCUGAAGAAAGAGUUCCCCGAAUUGCUUUCGAUCAAAGAUUCAAUCAUAAAAUAUGUCUUUGAGCCCAUCAAGAAGACUUGAACAGCAUUUGGUUGUGUUAGAGACGAGGUGUGUAGAUUUCUUAUAUUUACUUUUUCGUCUUCAUAUUUUUCUUUCAUUUACUUGAUAGAAUUUUUCAUAAACGAUUUAAUUUGCAUAGGCAAGAGUUCAAUUUAAUUUGCUGUCUAUUUUUUAUUUUAAAAUUUUAUUAUUAUUAAGGGGAAGGGGCUUCGAAACUACCAUAAACUAUUAAGUCUUUCAAGUUAACAAAGACAGGAGUUCAAUUUAAUUUGCUGUCUAUUUUCUAUUUUUAAAAUUUUUAUUAUUAUUAAGGGGAGGGGGUUUCAAAACUAUUAAUGUAAUCAGUGUAUUACAUUGUGCAGAAUCAAUGUAUUACAUUGUGCAAAUCAGUUUAUUACAUGAAUUUUUCUAACACCUUUCCUACUAUUUUAGAAUAAUUAAAAAAAAAAGACUUAAUAAGAAAGAGUAGAGCCCUGGGUGAGUCAUGUUGGGACCAACAACGAUGUUUUGGCCAGUGUAUAUCUACUAACCAUUGUAAUCAUUCAUUGAGGAGAAGUUAAUGAAGAAACCAUUAAUUAAUUAAGUUUGCAGCACGUGGUUUCAAAGAUGGUAAUCGCCCAUAAACUUAAUUAAGCUAGAACUUCGAAGAAUUUGGAUUAAGCCAGUACUAAGAAUUUGGAAAGUUGCAGACAAUUAAGUGUGCUUUUAGAGCAUCUCUAAAUGAGAUGUCAAAAUUCUAGGUAUAAUACUAAUGUGCAUAUUUGACAUUAAAAGUUUCUCCAACCAAAAUGUUAUUUGCUGACUGAAUUUGAAGGCUUAGUGAUGAUGUUAAAUUUGACAUCAAUGUCAAAUUUAUUUU
This is a messenger RNA of Malus domestica (apple), 3083 nucleotides long. RefSeq names its product trifunctional UDP-glucose 4,6-dehydratase/UDP-4-keto-6-deoxy-D-glucose 3,5-epimerase/UDP-4-keto-L-rhamnose-reductase RHM1-like. The record is from RefSeq and is a predicted model, not a curated record. Gene Ontology annotation, molecular function: dTDP-glucose 4,6-dehydratase activity. Lineage: Eukaryota; Viridiplantae; Streptophyta; Magnoliopsida; Rosales; Rosaceae. Gene Ontology annotation, biological process: nucleotide-sugar metabolic process.